AUGGAUUUUUCCAAUGUCUUUGGUAACAACAGAAAUGUGUUGAAUUGGCAACAAAGAGAUCCUAAGCAAGAUUGGAAAUAUUAUCGGUACAAACCUAGUGCCGAUCGAAUUAAAAGUUUGCUUACUACACAACCUGAGAAAAAAAUUUCUAAGGAACAAGAAGUUGCUCCUAGGACGAUUGUUGAAAGUGCGAAAUUUUCUAUGCCGGCCAGAUAUGAAUUAAUUCAAAUAUUGGGGAAAGGCUCUUAUGGUACUGUAUGCUCGAUUAAAGACAGACAAAAUCCCGAUGCGCCAUAUUCAAUAGCGGUUAAAAAAGUCACGAAUAUCUUUUACAGAGAAAUUCUUUUGAAAAGGGCAAUUAGAGAAUUAAAGUUUAUGAAUUAUUUCAAGGGACAUAAAAACAUUGUCAGUUUAAUUAAUUUGGAAAUUGUUACAGAGAAGCCUUAUGACGGUGUCUACUGCUAUCAAGAGUUGAUAGACUAUGAUCUAGCCAAAGUAAUUCAUUCAUCUGUACAGUUGUCUGAGUUCCAUGUAAAACAUUUUUUCUACCAAAUCCUUUGUGGGCUUAAAUACAUCCAUAGUGCCGAUGUUAUCCAUAGGGAUUUAAAACCUGGUAACAUAUUAUGUUCUUUGAAUGGAUGUUUGAAAAUUUGUGAUUUUGGUCUAGCUAGAGGGGUUGCCCCUCAGUAUUUUACCACAAAGGAAUCAUAUCAUGACAUUACCAACUAUGUGGCUACACGUUGGUAUAGAGCGCCAGAAUUGAUUUUAUCGCAUAAGGCAUAUAGUAAGGCGAUUGAUAUGUGGUCUGUUGGUUGUAUCUUGGCAGAAUUUUAUGGUAGAAAACCAGUAUUUAUGGGCAAAGAUUCCGUUCAUCAAAUACAUGAAAUUACAAAAAUUUUAGGGUCCCCCUCUAAGGAAUUAUUGAUCCAUUAUGGAUCAUUAAAAGCAUGGAACAUGUGUAGUAAUGCGACUCCGGCAUACAAGAAUGUUCCCUGGUCUGAUGUUUACCCAUUUGCAUCACCAGACGCACUAGAUUUAAUUGCUCUAUUGGUACAGUGGGAGGCAGAUCAAAGACUCACUGUGGAGGAGGCCAUUGAACACUAUUUCUUACAAGAAGUGAGAAGGCCAGAAGAUGAACCAGUGUGUCCACAAGGUCCAUUUGACUUCUCUUAUGAACACCAAUUGUGCUCCAUGCUUAAACUGAGAGAGUAUCUUAUCAACGAAGUUAUGACAUUCAGACAAGAAAGGGCCAUAUGUGAUCCAUCCACGCCAGAGAUUCUAAAGAACAUUGCGGUGAUUGAAGAUCCAGAAUGA
This is a messenger RNA of Zygosaccharomyces rouxii, 1314 nucleotides long. It is a transcript of the gene SMK1, whose product is annotated as mitogen-activated protein kinase SMK1. The transcript has a single exon. Gene Ontology annotation, biological process: intracellular signal transduction; protein phosphorylation. Gene Ontology annotation, cellular component: cytoplasm; nucleus. The record is from RefSeq and is a predicted model, not a curated record. Lineage: Eukaryota; Fungi; Ascomycota; Saccharomycetes; Saccharomycetales; Saccharomycetaceae. Gene Ontology annotation, molecular function: ATP binding; protein serine/threonine kinase activity. The coding region runs from base 1 to 1314 and encodes 437 amino acids.